AUGAAUGAUCUGAUGCCCUCGGCCAAGGAAAAGACGGGUGGACACCAAGGACUGUCCAAUGUUAAGGCAUUGACUAUAUUACAUGAUCAAGUGUCUGCACUUCUGUCUGAGCAUAAAAAGCAUCAGAAGGAAAGAACAUGGAAGUCGUUAUGCUUAGAGAAUGUAAUGGCUAGUUCAGAUAAAAAGCAGAUGGAAUUUAAUAUGGAGAAGUGUGAGGUCAUCCACCUUGGAUCUGCGGAAGAGAAAUUGGAAUAUUUGCUGAACGGUGAGAGGCUAGAAGCUGUGGAAGUGCACGGGGAUUUAGGUGUCCAUGUGCACAAAUUACUAAAAAUGACCUGGAGGAGUAGUUUUCUGCACCAAUCAAAUCGUUGGUCAAGCUUCCAUUGGCCGGGAGCAUUCCUGUUGCUCCUGGCAGCCAUUGCCGUAGCUGGUUGCCAUCAUACUCAGUUACCUAAAAGUCAAGAUACGAGACUCAUGAAUGAAUCUGUCCUGCUUUUCUUCCUUGUGAUAAACCUGGGUGCGAUUGGACUACAACAGUGGUUAAAAUCUCGAGAGAUCCCACAGAGGGUCCAGGCUAUCCUGCAAAGAUUAAAUGGUAAAUAGAGUUCAUGAUCCCCAGAAUUUGAAAGGAACGAUUUUUGUCAUGAACUGUACAACCCUCCUUCGGAAUCCCUAUCUCUUCAGUGGACCUACAGGGAAGGUCAAUUGGUAAAUCUGCCUACUAGUAUGCUGGUUGAGGGAGAUAUUAUAGCCCUGAGACCAGGACAUAAAGCGCCAACAUCCCUUAGAGGAAUCCAGGAUGAAGAACAUGUGAUUUUAGAUAGGGGUGAUAUCUUUUGCCACUUCUCCUCCCCUCCAUCACCAGUUCACGACAAAGAAUCAAGCACUCACAGCCUUCUGAAGCCUCAUCCUUUCAGAGUAACUAAAACGCCCAUGGUUGAGGAUAUCCAGCAAUGCCUUGAAUUGGGACAACAAAGACCUGUGACUGUAUUGGAUAAUGAACGUUUCACUGCACAGAGACUCCUGGAGAAGUACAUUGCUCCAAUGGUUUUGGCUGUGUUACUGAUCACCAAUGGUCUGCGGUUUCUACUUGGUGUCCCAGGGAUAGGUUCAUGGCAAGUUACCCUUCUACAGCUUCAGGUGAAUGGUGUCCUCCCGGUAUUGCCUCUGACAUUUCCUAUACUUUGGUUCCUAGUCAAUGCCUGUGGUGAAGCUCGAAUGGUUACCUUGUUAACAAAGCCAACAGCAAAUUGUAUGGUAUGCAGUUCUAUAAAAACAGACAUUUGUAAAAUCAACACUAAUGACAAAUGGACUGAGACAUGGAGAAUGUUCUGGGCUACCUUACGAGGGAGAGCACCUGCCCUUUGUCAUACUUCUAGUCUUCUCCACAACCUUGGCUCUAUCACAGUGCUCUGCUGUGUGGAUAAACAAGGGAUCCUCUCCUGGCCCACCUCUUGCCCGGAUAAAGUCUUUUUCUUCACUGACAUACAUCAUGAGACCAAGCCACACGAUGGAAACCUCAUAACCCCAGUCAACCUGAAGACUGCUCAUUCCACCAGCUGCACAAUGCAGCAAGGAAAUGAGCGCCUUGAAUUGCCACCUGAUACAGUAACUGCAGAUCACCAUGCCGAUUUUGCUAUAGAAAUGCUAAACCUCUCCCAGGAUCAACAGGACCCAACACGGAUUCAGUUUGAUGAUUCCAAUUGGCUGCAGCACAAUGCCUCGCUAAGGCCGCUUGGUCUUGGCAUUCUGCUUGGCCUUUGUGAUCCUGAAUCAGCAGCCAGAGUCUCCCAGUUUACUGACCACCUCUCCCAUGUGGCUUUGCUGAAGAGGAGACUAAGCUGUUUGCCUGUUCAAAUACCGUGGGGAAUAUGCGAACUACCGAGGAUUAUUGAAGCGAUGCAGCUGUUGUCUUAUGGCUCUGCUGAUGCAGUCUUAGAUGCUUGCAGUGAAUUCUGGAAUGGAAAUGACAUUUGUCCACUUUCUAGAUGUGCCAGAAAGAAAGUCCUUGAUUUUUACCAACGUGCCUGCCUGACUGGAGAGUGCAUUGCCUUAUCUUGUAAGCCAAUGUUCCAAACCUUGCAUCCCAGUGAUGAUGGAAAGUGUCUCCAAAUGUCUUUGAAAACCAGGAGCCGCAGCCAAGCAAAUAUCAAGGAGCAAAAGAUGUUGAACUCUGGAGCUUUGGACACUGAUGAAUUAAAUUUUGAGCAGGAAGAUAAUUUACAUCCUCUUGGCAAUCAGAUCUUACUUGGUCUCAUAUCCUCCCAGUACCAAGCCAGACUAGACAUGGUCCAUCUGAUUGAUGGCUUGGAUAAUGCCUGCAUUCGAUUUGUUUACUUUUCCUUGGAAGAUGAGCUGAAAAGCAAGGGAUUUGCUGAGAAGAUGGGCCUAGAGACAGGUUGGAAUUGUCACAUCUCCUUGCAAUCAGAUGGUUUUGUUAUAGAACCAGAUCAUUUAAUGUCCACUUCUCAAAACACUGUGGAGCAACAAGAUUCUGAGACUCAGAAACUGAUGAGAGAAGAUGGAUGUCUAUCAGGAACAAAUGGGCAAAGGACGCCAGACAGUGAAACAUGCAGCUUUAUGGAGGAUCUCAACCGGGCCAAAUUACCCAGGGGGGUUGAGAACAUUCGACCACACCUAGAGCAUGUUGACAACGUUCCUCUUUUGGUUCCGCUUUUUACAGACUGUACUGCAGAAACCAUGUGCGAAAUGGUGAGAAUAAUGCAGGAGUAUGGAGAAGUGGUUUGCUGCCUUGGAAGUUCUCUUAAUAUAAGGAACUUUGGAAUGCUUCUGCAAAGUGAUAUCAGUUUUUCCCUGGAUCCCUUAUGUUCUUCAUGCUGCAGGGAGCCUUGCAACAAAGAUCACGAAUACUUAACAUCACAGUCACAGAAAAUUACACCAAUCUGCAUGGCCAGCCUCUUUGGUAGCCUAGCAAGCUCUGUUCACCUCAGAAACCAUGGUAACAUCAGCAUCAUCCAGCUAAUCAAACAGGCUCGGCAAAUGAGCUCAGGAAUUAGGAAAUGUUUUCUGUUUCACCUUCAGUGCCAGCUUUCCCUGACAAUGAUACAGGUUCUGGCUUCUAUGGCUCAGCUACCUCCACCUCUUGGGACAACAGACGUGUUUUGUCUCACUUGUGUCUACUUCCCUCUCAUAAGCAUUUCCCUCCUGGGAAAACCUCCAGACAGCACAGUGAUGAAAGUGGCUACAGGAAAGAACUUCAAGAUCCUACCAAAAAAGACCCAGCAGUUUUUCGUGCUGUAUUUUUUGAUGAAGGCUGGGUUGACUGUUUGCAUGCAGUUGACAUGCUUUGGGUUGAUGCUGCAUGAGUUCUGUGUGAAAAGACAAUCUAAAGCCAACUUCUCUUGUCAUCCAUUUGGACCAUUCAUGAAUUCAACUUAUAUGUCACCCGAUUGGUUUGGAGAAUAUGAGAACGCUCUUAUGCUGGCUCAAAAGAUAGUAGCUUUUUUCAUUCUUCUGCAUGGAUUGUGUACGUCUAUGAGUCAUGUUCACCGAUCCAAACCUUGGUGGAAACAGAGCCCGCUAAGUAACCGAUGGUGGUGUGCUGCUGUCAUUAUUGCGCUUCUUCUUCACGUUAUCCAAAUAAAUGCAGCCUACUGCAUGUGGAAUCAUAAAUCCUCAAAUCUUGCCUUUCACUUCUUGGACAUUCCAGCAGCAACUUGGUUUCUUGGUUUCCUCUGGCUGAUCCCACUGAUGGUCAUUAAUGAAUUUCUUAAACUUCAUGAAAUUAGAAUGCGAAGGCGUUACCAAAAGAAACAGAAAUUGCAGUUUGAUACCAAACUUGGAAUGAAUUCCCCCUUCUGAGAGAAACUGGGAAUUAAUGCAAUUUCUGAUUAAAAAACAUCCUUCUGCUUAGAACUGAGAAUGAACUCAUCC
Messenger RNA from Carcharodon carcharias (great white shark), 3894 nucleotides. RefSeq names its product transmembrane protein 94-like. NCBI's taxonomy places the organism in Eukaryota, Metazoa, Chordata, Chondrichthyes, Lamniformes, Lamnidae. The record is from RefSeq and is a predicted model, not a curated record. The transcript has 29 exons.